AUGACCCAACCUACAUCGCAAGAAUCGACACUCACCAUGUUUGAGCUACUAAAGCCCGCUGUUGGCGAUGCUGGUGCUUCCAGAAUCGGUCGUCUGGUAUUCGCUGGUGGGCGAAGGACGAUGCAGACGCCAAACUUCAUCGCCGUUGCUUCUCGAGGAGUAGUUCCUCACUUGACACCAGACAAUGUCGCCAAACACACGAAGUUCGAUGCAGCAUACAUGGCAAUUGAGGACUUUCUUGAAAAGACACAGCCUCCUAUUCUUCAGCUACCCCCCGGAACACCGAGGAAUCUCCAAAGCUUCACAGCUUUCCCAUCAGAUCGAGCACUAAUCCUCGGCCCAAGGCGAUUCCCAGCUGUGACAACUCCCGUUGGAAAUGGUGCUCAUCACGUCAGCAUCUUCACCUCUACUGGCUUCCGCAAUCUUACAGUACCUGAAUUCGCAAAGACCAUUGAACUCACUCAACCAGAUAUUGCCAUCCCUCCAGCGGAUCUAUUCCACACCAGCACUACUCCCACAUCCAAGCGCCAGGUUCGCAUGGUAGAGCGGACUGAGGAAUGGGUGGACGAGUUCUUCCAUCUUCUAGACCCUCGGGGCCGUCUAAAAGAGAUGGGCGUCUCUGUCUUUGCUCCAGUUCUCCCUGUCGAGUACCCUAUACAGUGGGACUACUUGCGAUAUCUCGCAGAAGACGUGCGAGAGUCCCUCUCUGGUCUUGCUGUAUAUGACGUUAAUCUAGUUCCCGAACUGGUCAACUAUCCUUCCCUCGAAGCUCUGCCGCGGUUAUCUUUUGGGCCAUCUAAGAGCCCCCAGGAUCUCCUACGUCAGAUCGCUCUUGGUAUCGAUAUAUGCACGGUACCAUUCACCAACACUGCAUCUGAUGCGGGCAUUGCCCUAUCAUUUAACUUCCCACCCCCUGAGACCUCCGACGUGCAGCCACUGGGUGUCGACAUGUGGUCCGAGGAGCAUAUAGCAUCCCUGCAGCCCCUAGUGGAAGGUUGUCAAUGCUACGCCUGCACCAAGCAUCACAGAGCAUUCAUCAAGCAUCUACUGAACGCCAAGGAGAUGCUGGGCUGGAACCUCCUUCAAAUACACAAUCAUGCAAUCCUCAGUGCUUUCUUUGCUGGAAUUCGCACAGCUCUGAGUGAAAGCACCGAGAAGUUUGAAGAGCUUCACAAGAAGUUCCUGGCGAUCUACGAACCAGAGAUCCCUAUUGGUACCGGUGUUAGACCCCGAGCCCGGGGUUACCAUUUCAAGAGUAUCGCUGGCCAGACCAAGAUCAACGAGCCUAGUUGGCAAGCAUUUGAUUCGGUCGAUGUCAGUCCCCACCCCGAGGCCAUUGCAGAACCUCUUGCAGCUGUCGAUGGUACAUUGCCUAUCAAUGGGGUUGCAUCGAGCCUAGAAAAGUGA
This is a messenger RNA of Fusarium sp. VM40, 1407 nucleotides long. The record is from the annotation of a GenBank genome assembly. NCBI's taxonomy places the organism in Eukaryota, Fungi, Ascomycota, Sordariomycetes, Hypocreales, Nectriaceae.